Molecule: messenger RNA, 1858 nt
Organism: Xenopus tropicalis (tropical clawed frog)
Lineage: Eukaryota; Metazoa; Chordata; Amphibia; Anura; Pipidae
Gene: mis12
Product: MIS12 kinetochore complex component
Biological process (GO): mitotic cell cycle
Cellular component (GO): chromosome, centromeric region; nucleus
Source: RefSeq, marked provisional
GGCUUAGAAGGGACCUCCUGUCCAGAAGUUUAGUUUGGAGCUUCUCCGGCGGGAAGAGACAUCGUUAUGUAGUAAAGUGCAGGUCUUAGGUGUUUUGUGAACGUUUCAAGGUCCUCUGUGAACUCUACCUAGAAAAAUGUCUGUUCAUGCAAUGUGCUACGAAAGUCAGUUCUUCGAGUUCACACCCCAGACAUGCAUACUCAGGGUGUACAUUGCUUUCCAAGACUACUUGUUUGAGAUGCUCUUAGUGGUUGAAAAGGUCAUCAUGAAAAAACUGGAGAGCAUGGAGGGGAGCAAAAUAAGCCAUUUCCAGAUUCGGGAGAGCACAGAAAAGUAUCUUAAUUUCAUAAAAGAACGUUUCAACAUUCUGUUCCAGAAAAUGGAAUCGUGGCUUUUAAAGCUAGUAUUGAGUAUACCUAGCAAUGUUCUGUUAUUGGAAGAUAAAGUCCACGCUCAGUACUCCUACAGUAAAGAAGAAUUUGAGCAUCUCCAAACUGAGACCGAAACUCUACAGAAGAAAUGCAAAGCAGAAAGCCUGGCAAAACAGAGACUGUUGGCAGAACUGGAGGAACAAAAACAAGUGCAAGCUGAAUUGGAAAAGACAUUAACUUGGUUUGAUGGCCUUGACAAAAUAUGUAGAGAGCAUGGAAACAUAGACUUAAAGGAAAGCUUUGGUUUUAUGACUCAGACAUCAAGGAAGCUGCAGGACAAAGUAAAAGAAAUAGAUAUGAAACAUAAAAAGCUUAAAGUGGAUGGGUCUACAUUGACUCCAAUUUGUCCUCGAAUUAGAAAACUAAAGUAAGAGGAAAAGUGUGUUAGAGGGUUUUGAUGCCUGUAUAAUUGUAAACACUUAAACACUGCAUUGUUAUAAAAUGUAUGUAUUUUUCUUUGUGUGUGUGUAUAUAUACAUAUGAUGUAUUCUAUAUAUAAACUAAUCUGACAAGACAGCAUUCAGUUGGGAAAUAAACUCCUGAUAUUUGUUAUAUGCAAUGCAAAAAACUGUAUUUUAAGCAUCUGUUGUUCAGGGAAGGAAUGCAUCAUCUGACUGGAAGACAAUUUGCCAAAUAUCUUAUCUUAGACUGAUCAAGCCUGGUAGAAGAUGGAUAAAGGGAUAUCAAGGCAAAACUGAAUUUAGCAUUUUAUUCUUCAAAAGGAUUUUGUAUUUCAUAUUAAAAAAGAAGCAAUUUAAUUGCUUAACUCCUUGUAUUAAAAUGUGCUAGACAAAUUACGAUAUUAAUUUUAAACUUUCAACAAAACCCGUGUAUAAACUGGGUGCUUUUGAUGUAACACAUUCUCUUUACUACAGGCCUUUUUGGGUGCCGUUACCAUAAAUCGCACAAUGUUCUUUAUUAACGGUGCCCAAAUGGAUAUGUCAGACUGUAGGUGACAAUUUGAAGGAGUUUUAUGGCCCAUUGCUUGCCCUAGGACUAUGCAUAGAUACUUUUCCUUUUGGUUUCUUACUUUACAUUACAUUAACAUUUAGUUAUAAAGCACCAACAUAUUCCGCAGCGCUGUACAAUAAGUUCUCUAAUCAUUAACAGUAGCCUUGUACUUGAUGGUAACUAAGUUGCAUGUUUCCAUAUUAAUUGCAAAACAAUCCUAUUGGGCUUAUUUCAAGCAUUCCUUUUGAGUGAAUUCAAGCAGACUAAGUGAAUUAAUUAAGAAAGAUUUCUUAUCCAGGUCCCAAGCAUUCUGGGUAAUAGAUACUAUACCUGUAUCACUUUAGUACAGCCUGUUCUGUAAACUUGUGCUGUGUUAGUUUAUUAACCACUCCUGUAUAGUAUGCAGUAUUAUAUGACCAGUGUAUUUGUAUGUGACUUUUCUUGUAGAGUAAAACACAACUUUUUUUUUCCCUGAA